Messenger RNA from Pogona vitticeps (central bearded dragon), 1065 nucleotides. Lineage: Eukaryota; Metazoa; Chordata; Lepidosauria; Squamata; Agamidae. The record is from RefSeq and is a predicted model, not a curated record.
UAGAGCCUGAGAGGAUGAAAAUCAGUUAGAAGAAGGCUGGAGAGUCCAGUAUUUUCUCUCCUGAGCGAUUUGUGGAAGUAAACUACGAAAGGCAAUCCAUGUAAUACUCAGCAGGCUAAUGUACACAUAAUACUCCCAGAUGUCAGAAGAAGAUACAGAGAAAGUGAAAAAUAGAACAACACAAAGCGUUGACAAUGACCAGCAAAAUACUUCCACAGUGCUGAAAGAAGGAGUAACCAACCCUGUCUCACAGCCUAUUGGAGAUCCAAACAGUUGUCCCAGCUCUCUUCCUCUACAAGUCCUCCCUAUCGUACUUCUGAAUCACACAGAUCAUUCAGAAAACCCGCUAGCUCUGAAAGAUGAGAAACCUAUAAAAGGCAUUGUCCUCAGCUCAGUGUCAGAAUUCAGCAUCACAGAUGUAACAUCUAAGGACACAAAAAAUGAGAGGAAACUGUCAGAAUCUAGUACGUCAACGUUGUCAUCCCUUAAGAAAUGCAGGACCCAGUUUAGCUACCUGGAAGAUGAGGCAUCGGUCCAUGAGAGAGACAGUGACGAUGAAUGUGCCACACUCAUCCUGGCCUGCUUGUUCUGCCAAUUUCUGGAUUUUCUAUUCAUGCUGCCAGAUGUCUGUGAAAAUUGGCUGACCAGUGUAUGCUGUCCUUCCCAUAGAUAUCAGCAAACCUCAAGCGAUGACUCCAGCAACAGUGAUUGCAGCUGUGAUUGUGACAUUGACUGCAGCAUCUUUGAGUCUUGCCAUGAAACCAGUGAGUGUCUAGAACUGGCUCUGGAGAUCUCUCAAGUCUGUUAUCACUAAUGACAUUCUAUAUGGAAUCCCCACAAACCAAACCAUCUCUGCUGAAGGAUAUAUUCACAACAAUAACACAUGUUUCUAAAGUGAGAUCUGGAAGCUACACCUGUGUAAAUGUAUCACAUUAUAAAUCUUGUGCAGUUUGUUUAGGGUUGAAAAAAGUAAAUCCACCCCUUUGUGAGAUUUCCUAGUUGCUAGAUGUGUUGGAAGAGAAGGGGAAGCAGGGAACUGUCUUCAAAAUCUUUCCAAGGAUUGUA